CGCUCUCCACUUUAUGUCGUGUUCCUGUUUGGUGUAUUCACAGCAUGGCGCGUUUGGAUUGCUGGUGUCUUUUCUGGCUGGUCGUUUUGGUGCAGGGCGCUAAUUUUGCCUUUGCUCGGUCAGCGGAUGUGAUUAAGAAAUGCGACGACGACACGAUGAUUUUGUCAUUUGCUGGUUCUCCUCUUGUUUUUCUCCAGAAGACAAGAGGAGGACUUGUAAAGGUGACCAAAGAUCUCCCAGGAAUUGUCCUCCGUGUCACAUCUGGCCGCACGACACUAAAUGUCCCCUUUUCUUCAUUGUACGCUCACGUGUCUGAGCAGGGCUCCCAGUAUGUCGUGAAUAUUGCUGUUGGAUCACGAUCAAAUAUGAAAACCUUCACCUGUCCUAAGCCAGCUCGCCGAUCUGGGAGUGUUGCUGACAGGUGCACCGUGGCAGAGGGUGAGAAGCUCCCUUGUGGAGGGUCUUCAUCCAUCACUCAAGCAGACUGUGAAGCCAACAACUGUUGCUACGAUUCAAGCAGCAGCACCAGUCCAUGCUACUAUGCCAAUGAUGUGACUGUGCAGUGCACCCUGGAUGGCCAGUUUGUGGUGGUGGUGUCUGAGAAUGUGACCCUUCCUCCCCUGGAUCUUGCGUCCAUCCUGUUGGUGGACAGCAGUUCCCCCAGUUGCAGCCCUGUGACCAGCCUGUCUAGCUUUGUCAUGUACCAGUUUCCAGUCAGUGCCUGUGGCAGCACAGUUCAGCUGGCUGGUGGAAAUGUGACCUACCAGAACACCAUGUCUGCUGCCAUCACUGUGAGCAGUGGUCCAGAUGGCUCCAUCACCAGGGACAGUGUCUACAAGUUAUUCUUCCAGUGCACCUACUCGGGAAGCCAGGAUGUGCAAGUGGAGGCUGAGGUGUAUACUGUGGCGCCACCUCUUCCAGUAGUAGAGCAAGGGCCGUUUGACCUGGAAUUGGUCAUUGCAACAGAUUCCUCCUACGGCUACUACUAUGUAGAUGCAGACUACCCAGUGACCAAAACUCUGAGGGAUCCUGUGGCUGUGGAAGUGCACAUCGUGAACAGGACUGACCCAAACCUUGUUCUGACUCUUGGGGACUGCUGGGUCACCCCAGGACCUUCUGCCUCCAGCCAGCCACAGUGGAGUCUUCUAGUGAAUGGAUGUCCAUACACGGGGGACAACUAUUUGACCAGCUUGGUGACAGUGGACAGCACAUCUGGAGUGGCCUACCCAAGUCAUUACAAGAGAUUUGUGUUUGAGAUGUUUGCUUUUGUGGACCCUGUAGCUCAGCAAGCCUUGGCUGAAAAGAUCUUCAUCUACUGUGUUGCUGCUGCCUGCUAUCCCUCUGCCACAGACCCUUGUUCUCAAACUUGCCCCUUUAGAAGAUCUGGCAGAGCUGCAGACAAGGUGGAACUGAUGGCUCCUGCCAGGAAGAAUGUGCUCCUUCACAGUGGUCCUGUAAUCUUGGAGGCUGACCAGGUGGAAACUUCCAGAAUUGAGCAGAAAGCCUCUCUUCCCACUGGAUACCUGGUGUUAGGAGCUGCAGCUACCCUGGUGAUGGUGGUGCUCAUUUUGGCUGUACUUGCUGUAAGAAGGUUGAACUGGAAAAAUGUGAAUCAGAAAUGUUAAUAAAACUUGGUGUUUUGAUUUACA
Messenger RNA from Erpetoichthys calabaricus (reedfish), 1649 nucleotides. RefSeq names its product zona pellucida sperm-binding protein 4-like. The transcript is spliced from 12 exons. Gene Ontology annotation, molecular function: structural constituent of egg coat; acrosin binding. Gene Ontology annotation, cellular component: egg coat. Gene Ontology annotation, biological process: binding of sperm to zona pellucida; prevention of polyspermy. Bases 45 to 1625 code for a protein of 526 amino acids. The record is from RefSeq and is a predicted model, not a curated record. NCBI's taxonomy places the organism in Eukaryota, Metazoa, Chordata, Cladistia, Polypteriformes, Polypteridae.